Messenger RNA from Capronia coronata CBS 617.96, 2544 nucleotides. RefSeq names its product SulP family sulfate permease. Gene Ontology annotation, cellular component: membrane. The transcript has a single exon. Lineage: Eukaryota; Fungi; Ascomycota; Eurotiomycetes; Chaetothyriales; Herpotrichiellaceae. Gene Ontology annotation, molecular function: secondary active sulfate transmembrane transporter activity. Gene Ontology annotation, biological process: transmembrane transport. The record is from RefSeq and is a predicted model, not a curated record. The coding region runs from base 1 to 2544 and encodes 847 amino acids.
AUGGCCCCCUCAUCGUCCAAGGUCGGUCAUGGAGUGGCUAAGGCCCUCCGAAUCAACCUGGACGAGCGUCAGGCGCAGAAAGAAGCCAUUACCCGGGGCGAGUCCAUGUACUCGUCCAGCACCGCUGACACAUAUGUCGAAGAAGAACCGCGAACUAUCGAGUGGAUCAGAGAUCUUAUCCCCUCAGGGAGGCAAAUGGGCAUUUACUUCCGCAAUUUGUUCCCCUUUACCCGGUGGAUCGGGCGGUAUAACGCCCAAUGGCUGAUGGGCGACCUGGUCGCCGGCAUCACCGUGGGCGCCGUUGUCGUGCCCCAAAGUAUGGCCUACGCCAAACUCGCCGAAUUGCCUCCGGAAUACGGCCUCUACUCGUCUUUCAUGGGCGUCUUGAUCUACUGGUUCUUUGCCACUUCCAAAGAUAUCACCAUCGGCCCCGUCGCGGUCAUGUCCACCAUCACCGGCAACGUCGUCAACAAGGUGGCCAAGGAGCACCCAGAGGUCCCCGGCCAUGUCGUGGCAUCAGCUUUGGCCAUCAUUGCUGGGGCCAUUGUCUGCUUCAUUGGCUUGAUCCGAUGUGGCUGGAUCGUCGACUUCAUCCCAUUGACUGCCAUCUCGGCCUUCAUGACUGGCUCGGCCAUCAGUAUUGCAGCGGGCCAGGUUCCGACCAUGAUGGGAAUCAAAGUCAAGGGUUUCAACACUCGCGACUCGACGUACAUGGUCAUCAUUAACACCCUCAAAUAUCUCGGCCACACCAAAAUCGAUGCUGCCAUGGGUCUCACCGCGCUUUUCUUGCUGUAUGCCAUCCGCAUCAUCUGCACCCUCCUGGCGAAGAAGUAUCCCAGCCGGGCCAAGAUGUAUUUCUUCAUCUCGACCCUUCGCACUGCCUUUGUCAUUCUGCUGUACACCCUGAUCAGCUGGCUCGUCAAUCGGCACCACCGUGACGACCAUGUUUUUGCCAUCUUGGGAAAGGUGCCUCGUGGAUUCCGACAUGCCGCGGUCCCCACCGUCAACACCGACAUCAUCAGCUACUUCGCCAGUGAACUCCCCGCCUCGGUCAUUGUCCUUCUGAUUGAGCACAUUGCCAUUUCCAAGUCCUUUGGUCGGGUCAACAACUACACCAUUGAUCCCUCGCAGGAACUGGUCGCCAUUGGUGUCACCAAUCUCCUCGGCCCCUUUUUGGGCGGUUACCCUGCAACCGGCUCCUUCUCCAGGACGGCAAUCAAGUCCAAGGCCGGUGUGCGAACUCCAUUUGCCGGUGUCAUCACGGCGAUUGUCGUUUUACUGGCCAUUUAUGCCCUGCCCGCCGUCUUCUACUACAUUCCCAGCGCCUCGCUGGCCGGCGUCAUCAUCCACGCGGUCGGUGAUUUGAUCACCCCUCCCAACACGGUCUACCAAUUCUGGCGUGUGUCACCGCUCGAGGUCAUCAUCUUCUUCGCCGGUGUCUUGGUGACCAUUUUCUCGAGUAUCGAGAACGGCAUCUACACCACCAUCUGUGUGAGCAUCGCGGUGCUGCUGUUCCGCGUGGUCAAAGCUAGGGGCCAUUUCGUCGGUCGAGUCAAGAUCCACUCGGUGAUUGGCGACCACUUGAUGGAGGAUAAAUUCCACGACCAGAAUCACCCGUCAGAUGAAGAUCUGGCAGUCCGCGACAUCUUCCUGCCGUUGGAUCACAAUGACGGGACCAAUCCUGAGAUCAACGUCGAAUCCCCCUACCCGGGCAUCUUCAUCUACCGGUUCAGCGAGGGCUUCAACUAUCCCAACGCCAACCACUACACCGAUUACUUGGUCAAGUUCAUUUUCGAGCAUACCCGACGGACCAAUCCUGAUUCGUGGCCACGACCUGGUGAUCGACCGUGGAACAAUCCUGGUCCCAGGAGAGGCAAGUCGGAGCCCGAUCGAUCCAACCUUCCUACACUCAAAGCCAUCAUCCUCGACUUCUCGUCCGUCAACAAUGUCGACGUCACCAGCGUCCAGAAUCUCAUUGAUGUGCGUAACCAACUCGAUCGAUAUGCUGCUCCGGAUGUCGUGCAAUGGCAUUUGGCUUGCAUCAACAACCGCUGGACCAAGCGUGCUUUGGCCUCGGCCGGAUUUGGCUAUCCCACUACUCCCAACCCGGAGUACAGCCGAUGGAAACCCAUCUUUAGCGUUGCGGAGAUUGGCGGUUCGGGGUCUGCGGCCUCUGCUGCUGAACAAGACGCCAACCGGAGGUUGUCAAAGCAAGUCCGGGAUGAAGAGAAAGGUGGCAUUCGCCGGGAUAGCGUUACGAAUGUCGACAAGACGGACGAUAUCUCCCACGAUCGUUACAAGGAUGACUCAGCCACCAGUUCCAGCAAUGGCCAUGACCUUCACCGUGAAAUCAGCACUAGCAAGGCUUACAACAGGCAAACGACCAAGAAGGUGGUGGUGCAUGGCUUAAACAGGCCAUUCUUCCACCUUGACUUAACCAUUGCGCUGCAAGCCGCCAUUGCCAACGUCGAGCAUCAAGAACAGCUGAAGAAAGCAGGCGAAGCUGGUCAAGGUGGCGACUAUCCUGUCGGCAAGGAGUUGUAA